Molecule: messenger RNA, 9870 nt
Organism: Dufourea novaeangliae
Lineage: Eukaryota; Metazoa; Arthropoda; Insecta; Hymenoptera; Halictidae
Product: centromere-associated protein E-like
Exons: 7
Coding region: 118-9870 (3250 amino acids)
Biological process (GO): microtubule-based movement; mitotic cell cycle
Cellular component (GO): microtubule
Molecular function (GO): microtubule binding; ATP binding; plus-end-directed microtubule motor activity
Source: RefSeq, a predicted model, not a curated record
UGGUAAAGAGUACUAGCCGUCAUGUAACGCGCGAGGGACUCGUAAAUAUUAAGUUAAACUUAUUGAAUAAUGUUACGAAUUGUUUUGUGAUUCGGAUGAAAUAUCAGUCAAGCGAAGAUGUCGGAUAGCAUAAAAGUUGCGAUUAAAGUGAGACCCUUAAUUAAACGCGAGAAAGACGAAAAUCUGCCGAUACAAUGGAUAGUUCAAGGGAACUCUAUUGUGUCCACGGACACGGAGAUGAAAAAGCGAGGAGAUGGAGGAUUUUGCUUUGAUCAUAUUUUCGACAUGAACACAUCUAAUGCAGAUGUGUUUGACGUUAUUGUGAAACCUAUUGUUGAUGCUGCUGUAAAUGGCUUUAAUGGAACAGUAUUUGCAUAUGGUCAGACAAGUUCUGGCAAAACAUACACAAUGAUGGGUACCUCAGAGGAACCUGGAAUAGUACCACUUGCUAUUGACCACAUGUUUGAUGCUAUUGCAAAUACUGUUGGACGAGAAUUCCUGUUAAGAAUAUCAUAUUUAGAGAUUUAUAAGGAAAAAGUGAAUGAUUUAUUAAAUAAGGAUGGUAUAGACUUGAAAUUAAAAGAAGAUGCUAGUGGACAAGUAAUCUUAAAGUGUAAAGAAGAGAUCACUAAUUGCCCAGAGAACAUGUUGUCUAUAAUGAAGAAAGGAGAUAAGCAUAGAAGAACAGGAGUGACUAAUAUGAAUGAACGUAGCAGUAGAAGUCAUACUAUAUUUAGAAUUACAAUUGAAAGUAGAGAAGCAGGUGGAGAUUCAGAUGGUGCUAUACAAGUGUCUCAGUUAAAUUUAGUUGAUCUUGCUGGUUCUGAAAGGGCACGGCAAACAGGAGCAACAGGAGAAAGAUUUAAGGAGGGACUGCAUAUCAAUUUGUCUCUUUCUACAUUGGGAUUAGUAAUUAUGCAAUUAAGCGAAUCACAGGAUGGACAAAAAUAUGUUAAUUUUCGUGACAGUAAACUAACAAGACUACUGCAGAAUUCUUUAGGUGGUAAUGCUAUGACAGCUAUAAUUUGUGCUGUGACUCCCGCUGCUUUAGAUGAGACUCAUUGCAGUUUAUCAUUUGCAUCUCGAGCUAAAAGUGUAAAGAACAAACCACAAGUUAACGAAGUUAUGUCCGAUGCAGCACUCUUAAAACGUUAUGCAAAACAACUGUCUAAACUCCAGGCAGAAUUAGAAAAAAUAAAAAUUGAAAAUCGAGCUGCCGAGGUUCAAGAAAUGGAGUCUAAAUUACAAGAAAAGGAACGUAUUAAUCAGUUAUUGGAAGAACGUAUAGAAUUACUAAAGACUCGAAUCGUACCCGGGGACACGACAAGCCAGGAGUCGUUUAAGGGCAAUUCUAAAAGGAGACAGACAUGGGGUGGUCCUGGAAUGUUUAAUCAACGUCUAUCUGCUUUCCAGCCUAUAGGAGGUUUACCGACCAUAAAAGAAGUAUCUCUGGAAAAGUCACAUAGAAAGAGCAUUAUUCAAUCUGUUGACCUAAUGAAUCAAACGUUUCAAACAGCCUUUGCUGACUUUGAGUUAGAAUUAUAUGAGACUGAACGGGAGCGAGUGAAUGAUGAUAAUGAUAGCGAUAGCGAAGAGGAACCGUUUAUUACAAAACGUAAACAUCGUGUUACAUUUAAGGAUGAAGUAUGUACAAUUAAAUCUAAGAACAAUGUAAUACUAGAAGAAAUUAAUACACCACAGAAAUGCAACAUAGCAACUCAAACAUCGAGCCAUCAUGCGUCUCCUUCCACACCGAAACAUGUCUUACGACGAUGUAUUAUGGACUUAACAAAACAGUUCGUAGAACUUCGUCAGUUUACGACUUUGGAAAAGCAGCUAAUAUGUCAAGAUAUUCAUGCACAUGAAGAAGAGGGAAUAACGGAAUUGCAAGAAACUGAACAAGGAAAAUUGGCUUUUGAAUCUCAUACAGUAGAAUAUACUCCGGAAGUGAAAGAACGUCUACAAAAUCUAAAUCUUGCAGAAGAGAAAAAUAUGCAACGUAUAAUCAGUGAAUUAUGUGUUAAACUUAUAGAAAUUGAGAAACAAAGUGAUCUGGAAAAAGAUGCAAAUCGAAAAACAAUGAAACAGUUCUCAGAACUGGAGAAACAAAUGCAAAAUAUUAUUUCUGAAAAAAAUGAGUUUGAAUACAUGAGUUGUGAAUUACGAGCAGACUUGAAGAAGAAAACAGCAGAAUUAGAACUAAAGAAUAUAUCCGUGGAAAGUGUAAAAGAAGAAGAAAUGAAGAAAAUCUUGGAGUUAGAGAGACAGCUAAAGAGUAUUACAUCAGAGAAAGAGGAAGUACAACGCAUUAACACUGAAUUACGUACCGAAUCAACGAAGAAGAUUAUAGAAUUGCAAAAUCACAUUGAAAAUAUUACUUCUGAGAGGAAUGAAUUCGAACAUAUGCGUAACGAACUGCGCAAGGAGUUAAACAACAAGAUGGUAGAACUAGAAACACUAAAAAACGAUCCGGAGACUGCGAGUACAGAAAUGAUAUCAAACAUUCGAGACUUAGAGAAAGAAAUCGAAAAGAUGACAUCUGAAAAAGUCAAAUUGGAACAAACUACUGUCGAUUUAAGAGCUGAAUUGAGUCAGAUGUCUUCGGAUAUGGAAUCGAAAAUUAUUUCAGAGCAAACUGCAAAGCAAGAUGCGUUUAUAAAAAUUUCUGAAUUGAAACAGCAGAUUGACAAUACUACUAUGGAAAAAAAUGAAUUUGAACGUAUUACGGUGGACUUGAGAACUCAAUUAGAUCAAAAGACCACUGAUUUGGAAUCAAAAAUUGUUGUAGAACAGAUUGCAAGUCAAGAAGCUCUGAAGAAGAGUUCCGAGUUUGAAGAGCAACUAAAGGAUAUCAUCAUCGAGAAACAGGAACUUGAAAAUACUAACGUCGACUUAAAGACACAAUUGGAUAAAAAGAUUACCGAUUUAGAAUCAAAACUAGUAGCAGAACAGAUUGCAAAUGAACAAGCUCAGAAGAAGAAUUGCGAGUUUGAAGAGCAACUAAAGAAUAUCAUCAUCGAGAAACAGGAACUUGAACAUACUAACGUCGACUUAAAGACACAAUUGGAUCAAAAGAUUACCGAUUUGGAAUCGAAAAUAAAGGAUAAAUUGAAAAACGAAAUACAAUUAGCAGAAACUGAAAGUCUAAGGGCAAUGGAAAAGAUGUCCGAAUUAACCAAACAAAUUAAAGAUAUAACAAUACAGAAAGAUGAAUUUGAAUGUAUUAAUACCGAGUUACGGACUGAAUUAAAUCAGAAGAUUUCUGAAUUGGAUGUAAGAGUUGCGCUAGAACAAACUGAGGGCCAUGAUGCAGUGAAAAAGCUGUUCGAAUUUGAAAAACAUAUAGCGAACAUAACAUCUGUAAAGAUUGAAUUGGAAGAGAAACUAAAAUUGAGGGAAACUGAACACCAAAAGACAGUGGAGAAAAUUUCUGAACUGGAAAAGCAAAUUGAAAAUAUAACAACUGAGAAGAAUGAGAUUUUACGCGUUAAUAAUGAAUUGUGUGCUGAAUUAAGCCAGAAAUCGUCAGAAGUAGAGGCAAGUGCGACAUCGGAAAAAAAUGAAAUUGAGCAGAUGGUGAAGAAAAUUGACGAGUUAGAAAAGCAAAUUGUUACUGCAACAGCUGAGAAAAGUGAGCUGGAGCGUAUUAAUAUCGACUUACGUACUAAAUUGAAUCAAACUACGGAAUCGACAGCAACAGUAACAACGGAGCAGACUGAGGAUCAGAAUCAGAAAGCGACCGAAAAAAUUUCUGAACUAGAAAAACAGAUUGAAAGUAUUAUUUCUGAAAGAACUGAAAUGGAACAUAUUAAUAGUGAACUGCGCAUUGAAUUGAGUCGGAGGUCUUCUGAAUUGGAGAUUAAAACAUUAGAACAAAUGGAAGCUUUGAAAGCAAAGGAAAAAAUUUCAGAACUAGAAAAUCAGAUCGAAAGUAUAAAAUCCGAGAAAGAUAUACUACAGCGUAUUAAUACUGAGAUAAGUCAAAAGGUUUCUGAGUUUGAAUCGAAGACUGAAACAGAGCAAGCUUCAAGUCAGAAUGCAAUACAGAAGAUCUCUGAGUUAGAACAACAGAUUAAAGUCUUUAUGUCCGAGAAAGAAGAGUCCAAAUGUAUUAGCGACCGAUUACAAAUGGAAUUAAAUGAAAAAACUUACGAAAUGGAAUUGAAACAUACAUCAGAACAGGUUGUACUUAAGGAAACAAUGGAAAAAAUUUCCGAGUUGGAAAAACAAAUGGAAAAUAUAAUCCUCGAAAAACAGGAAGUCGAACGCGUUAAUUCUGAAUUACGCGAAAUACUAGAUAAAAAUAUUGCAGAAGUAGAUCUCAGAAACGAGGGUAAUUGUAUCAAUGAAGACGAUAAUUUGAGAAAUUAUACAACGAACUUGCAGAAUACAGUCACAAACAUUCAAAUCGUGGAUCAAAACCUACAAGAUCAGUUAGAGGACCAAUCUUUUAUGUCUUAUUCAAGAUUUAAUGAAAGUACUGCGGACACUUCAACUCUGAUGUUGAACAUGGAGGCAGAAAAGAGCCAAAUGGAAGAAACGCUUUACUUAAAGAGUCUGGAAUUGGAUGAAAUAAAGAGUGAUGUCCACAGUCUUAGACAAGACAUAGAGAGUCUGCAAAAAACCAUUUAUUUGCUGACGACUGAGAACACGGAAAUGGCUACAAAACUAACUACCGAACAGGAGAAUGCAAAACAAGCAGAACUUAAUCUUCAAAACACGAUCGAUGAACUUUAUGCUCGCAUUUCUCAAGUUACAAAUGAGAAAAUUAAUUUAGAAAGCGAUUUAGCAGCUUUAAAUGAUCAAUUAGAGUCCAUGCGUUCAAGAACACCGGAAACUUACAACGACGAAGAACUGCUUGCAUCUUAUCAAAAGAAAAUUGAUAAAUUAACAACUGAAAAUAUUGAACUAUCAUCUUCGAUUGCUGAAAAAAACAAGGAACUAGAGAGCAUUAAAGAAAGUAAGUCACUCUUGUAUGAUCAUGAAUGUAUGUACAAAGAAAAAGUAGCUGUUCUCACAAAAACGAAUGAAUGUUUACAAUCAGAAAAUGAUGAACUCUCCACCGACUUAAUAGAUAAAAUAGAGGAAAAUGAUUUGCUGAAGGAACAGUGUGACAUAUUAAAGAAGAAGAUAGAACAGUCUCUAGCAAUGAAUGAGAAUCCUUCUGAACACGAUAUGGAACAUUUAAGAUCAGAAAAUAACGUGCUGAAGACUGAAAUAGUAGAAUUGAAAACAAAAGUGACAAUACUAUCCGAAGAAAAUACAAAAUUCUCGAAUAAUCUAUUGGAAACCAUGAAUGAUCUUGAUAGUUCUCGAAAUGAAAAAUCCUAUCAUGAUACAUCAUAUUCAUCAGCAGUAUUCAGUGAAAACGCAGAGAAUGCACAGGAAAUUGUAUUGGAAAAUGAUACUAAAGUCCUUGAAUGUAAAGUUAAAAUGUUACAGCAGAAAGUCAAUCAUCUGAUUCGCUUAAAUACUAAGCUGAGCGACUUGAAAUUGACAUCCUGCAGUCGAUGCGCUCAUUUGAAGAACAUGAAUGAGAGUCGAAGAGCUCUGAAACUCGAAGCGAAGGCAUUGAAUCACAAGUUGGAAGAUCUCCAAAGGAAGUUCGAUCGUAAAUGUGAAGACACCGAAAUACUGAGGAAUAAGAUGAAUCAAGAUUUAAAUUUAAGUGGACACGACGCCUCAGCGAAUGUCAGCUUUGUGGAUGAAAUGAAUGUGAGCUUCGUGGAGGAGAGAAUUCAGAAUUUGAAUGAUGAACUGCAAACGUUGAAAGCAGAUCAUGAUAAGUUGACAGUCUUAUACGAAGAUAAAUGCAACGAACUUGAACAACUUCAGAACGACAUGAUUGUGGACGCAAUAGGUGUCAAUUCCACGCCGAAGAAGUCUUCCAAUAAAAAAGGUUUCAGACUGGAACAAAUGCAGAAUCACAUUGACCGGCUAAAAGAAGACAUAGACGAAAUGAAGAAGAACAGUACAAGUUUCACCGCCACGCUCAACCAGUUUAGAACUGAAAAGGCAAAUCUAUUAGAUGAAAUUAAUACUUUAAAAGCUAGUAAUGAUGAACUGCGACAGAUAAUGUCUGGCAAUGAGAACUCCGCAGCGGAAAAGGUGCAAGUUCUGGAAACUGAGUUAACCAACAUGAGUAGGGAAAUUGAGCAAUUGUCCAUACGAGAAAAGGAAUUUGAAAGCCGGAGGUUGAUCCUAGAAGUAGAAUUAGAAGACUUGAAAAUUGAUCGAGAAAAUAAGAAUGCUUUGAUUAAUCAAUUGAACGAGCGUAUUUCUUCUUUGAAAAAUGAUUUAGAUUUAGUUACCAGUCAAAACAAUGAGUUAAUUAUGUCAAAAGCAACGAAUAAUAAAUACAGAGAAGAAUUAGAGUUAUUAAAGAGACAAUGCGAGGAGGAAUUACAAAACGAGAAGGUACGAAGCAAGGAGUUGGAGCAACACGCCGUAAGAAAAAUCAAAGAGCUGGAAGCGCAUAUAGAAAACCUUCAAGCAAACAUAAUGCAACAAGAAUGUCUAUAUAAAGAACUGCAAGGGAAAGGUCUUUACGUCGAAAAUCUUCUGCGGCAAAGCGAAGAGGAGAAACGUGUUUUGCUAGAAAAAUUGCAAACAACUGAAGCAGAACUACUUGAUUUUAAAAGCAACGUAGAAACGAGGUAUAGAACUGAACUCCAUUCAGUGUCCACACAAUACGAACAUCGUAUCAAAGAAUCUGAAGGUAAUCUAGAAAAGCUCAACGAUACACUAAACAAAUUCAUUGAUGAGAAUCUAAACUUGAAACAAGAGCUUACCAGACUAAGAAACAUCGAAGAAAAGAUCAAUCAAGUAACAAAUGAAAGUGAACGUGUGUUUGAGAAGGAAAAAGUGUUAACGAGUGACAUCGAAAAACUCAACGAAGAAUUAAGUGAUAUCAGAAUUUGUAUCACAAAAGAGUUAAGGUCACUCAAGUGCGAUGUAAAUUCGGCGGAUCUUUCAAACAAAUCUGUGAAUGAGAUCUUCAUGAUCUUGCUGCAGACUCUGGUGACAAAAGAACAAGAAAUGAUUAAAACUAUAAGGGAAACAUUUGAAAAAGACAAAAAGAUACUAGUAGAUAAGAUGCAGCAAAGCGCAGAUACAGAGAAACGUACAAUAACAUGGGCGAAAGAAUUGGAAGCAGAAAUUGAAAAACUGCAAACAGAACUGGCGGAACGGGAACAUGUUCAUAAGGAGUAUCAAAACAAGAUUUCUCAACUGGACCAUCUCCUAAGAGAAAGUACUCAUGAGAAUGAAAUUCUUAAUGAAAACAUGAAGGCGCUUGAAACAGAUUUUCACAAUCUGCAAACAGAAUUCGACAAGCAAUGUAAGGUUGACAGUCGACAAGAAGAAGCUAUUUUUGUUGUCCAGAAAAGGGAGAAAGAGGCACAGGAAGUAUUUAAGAGUAAAGAAUUGGAAUUGCAAUCGAAACUAAAAUUUGAAAAGGAGAUGUACGAGAAGAAAAUAAUUGACCUUGUGUAUACCGUCGAGUCUUACAAAACAAAAAACUUGGAGUUAAAUAGUACUGUGGAGGGACUUGAAGCUCAUGAGAAACAGUUGAAGAAUAUCAUAGAAGCAAACUCAACCGAAAUAAAAAAGAACAAUCAGAAGAUAGAGGAACUGACCGCAGAACUUGAACAACUUACUGAGGCUUACAACGCGGUGAAACAGCAGAUGGAACUGAAAACUUCUCAUGUAGAAGAAAUCACAGCAAUUUUGAAAAACAAGUGCGACAUGGUAUCCGAAUAUAAGACGAAGCUUGAAACUAUCACGCCAGAAUAUGAAACAUUAAAAGAACAUAUUAAAGAUAAAAAAGAAGUCAUCGAACGAUAUAGGCAGGAAAUUGAAACAUUAAAGAGGGAAAGGGAAGAACAACUAGAAAUAAUCAAGGACAAGUUGAAAUCAGAGGAAAUAAAAAAUGCUGGAUUGAUCAAGCAAUUAAAUGAAUUGAACAACAAGAACGUUGCAUGGAUAGAGGAAUUGAACGCGUUGAAAGAAAAGUAUGAAGAUCUUCAACAAGCAAAUGCGAAACUGGAAAGCAAAGUCAGAAACAGUACUAGCAAAAUCAGAGCAGAAGCAGAAAUGGAAGAACUGAAGGAGGUGAACAGAAGACUGCAAAGCACUUUUGAAGGUGCAAGUAAUCGUGUGACGGAACUUCAAGAAGUAAAAAAUCAGACUCUCAGAGAGUUGAUCGACACUAAGGCUAUGUAUGAUCUGUUACUGCAAGAGAAUACGGUGAUGAAGAAAACUUUAUCAGCAUACGAAUCCAAAUACACAUCUUUAAAUUCGACAAUGGGUGAAAGCCAAUUGGAUGCGCUUCUAUUAGAGAAGAACACAAUCGCGUUGGAACUGGAAUAUAAAAAAUUAAUGCUGAAUCAAAAGGAAAAAGAAAUUGCGGACUAUAAUAUUCAGGUACAACAGCUACAAGAAAAGAAUAAAGAACUGGACGAUGAGCUAGAAGAAUAUGCGGCGGUAAUUCAGGAGCGAAACAUUGAAGUUUCUGAACUAGAGGGUAAACUAAAUUCCCGUUUAACAGAAAAUAUUCGUAUUAAUGAAUUAGAGGAGAAAUUGCAGAAUGUUAGUGAAGAGAAUGAGAAACUUCGAAGUCAGAUCGAUGGACUCAAAAUGAGACUGCAAAUGGACACAGAGCAAACGGAAGACAUCAAAUCAAGACAAAAUGAAAAUGUUAUUCGUAUAUUGCAAAAAGAGAAUCUAGACUUGUUCAUGAAGUUAAAGGAUUACAAGAAACAGUUGGACACGAAACUUAACAGCAGCGAUGCUAAUGGACUUAAAGACACAACAAUGGACCAGUCGAGAACUCCAAGUAAAAAGGUACAAAAUAACUUUGAAAGCGCGUGGACCCGUAUCACAGAUCUCCAAGGUGAGAAAUAUGAAAUUAUGAAGGAAUUGGCUGAUUCUAGACGACAGUGUGAUAUUUUGUCGAAAGAGAAUAUCGAGGUAAAAAAAACACUGCAGUUGUAUAAAUCCAAGCUAAAUGCACCGAACUUGACGAAAGAAGGCGAGAUAUUUUCUGACGUCCAGCAAGAAGAAAACAAAAUUACAUGGAAAUUGGAAACUCAAACUUUACUGUUGAGUCAAAAGGAGAAAGAACUUAAAGAAUGUGUAAAUAAAAUACGAGAUUUAGCGACUAAGAAUAAAGAUCUUGAUGUUGAACUUGGAAAAUAUGCGGCCACUAUUCACGAACGCGACGUAGAAAUUUCGAAACUGAAAGGGAACCUAAAUUUGUUGAAAGACGAAAAUAAUAAGCUUAGAAGUGAAAUUGGAGAGCUUUACGUUAGACUAAGAGGCAAUAUGCACAACGAGAGUGUAAAAAGGCAGUUACACAGUAGUGUAUCCGAGAAACAUGUCAGUGAAUACGAGGAUAAAUGUCAACAAUUGAAAAAGAAGAUGCAUGACUUAGAACUGCAACUGGUGUCGAAGAAUGGAAAAAUUGCAACGUUAGAACUUCAGAUCCAAAGUGAAAAUUUUCCACAUCAGAGAAAAUGCAAAGAAUUGGAGGAACGCUUACUUGUUUGCCGUAGUAAGAAUACAGAGUUGAUGUCGGAAUUAAGGAAACUUCAGAAGACUACGAACGAUAUUAAUGCAUGGGAAUGCGAUAUCUGUAGGCGUUGGCGUAUAAAUAGAAAAGAUCAGGGCUGUCAAACGAUACCUAACAACACAGUACGUUUCUGCAGCAUUAACAGCGGUGUUGUCGAUGAGCACAUAAGGAUACAAAAAUUGGAGAAGGAGAAGACAUUAAUGAAAGAAUUGUGUCGUUCCCGAUCUCGACGUAUAAAAGAACUAGAGGAUAGAUUAAAAGGACUAGAAGAUGCUAUUACAGAGAACCAAAAUCAGUGA